UGUGGUGGGGUCGAACUGGUCGGGGUUAUGCAACUGACAAAGAUGGGGAAAUAUGUGGUGGCCUUUGCAGGAGAUGAGUGGAGUGGAGCGGGCAGUUGUGGUUACGAGCUUCAAAUUUGUUUCGGUAAUUGUCUGGGGAUUAGGGUUUGAGGCUUAAUUAGCACGACAUUCGGUUUGAUUUGGUUUUGGAUAAGCUGAAUCUCAUCCUCUUCAUGAACGCCUUCUUCGGAGGCAUUCAUUUCGGGGCGGGAAAAGAAUGAUUUCGUCGGCGUCUUGCUCGUUCACCUCCACUCUCCCUCCCGUUUCGCGGCGUGGUCGGUGCGUUGGCCACCGCCGCCGGUGGUUUCGAUCUCCUGGCGCUAAUCAAUUUGUAGUAUUUUUUCCGACUUCCGUUCCACAAUAUGUAUCAUGCUGUAAAUCAAAAUUCAGUUCGCUGCUUUCCUCCUCGAGUUCGAUUAAAAAAGUGCACUGCGUCCGAGGGACGGCUGUGAGUUUGGCCGAAGAAGGCAAUGGCGAAGAAGAAUUUCAAGUGGUAACGGCCAUUAGAAGCAAUUACAACGACAUAGUGAUCCUGGACACUCCACAAGGCAGAAUGUUACUUCUCGAUUCCACCAAUAAUGUUCACAGCAUCUUUAACAGGGGACAAAAAUGGACUGGUUCAUAUUGGGAUGAGUUUGCUAGCUUGCCUGCUAUUGUACCACAAGGCCCUAUUGCAAUCCUUGGUUUGGGUGGAGGAACAGCUGCUCAUUUGAUGCUUGAUAUAUGGCCUUCAUUAGAUCUUGAAGGUUGGGAAAUUGAUGAAGUUCUCAUUGAUAAAGCUAGGGAAUAUAUGGGACUGCUGGAUCUUGAGAAGCGUACGGUGGCUGAUGGAAUUCUUCAUGUUAACAUUGGUGAUGCGUUUUCUCCAUCAGUCAAUGUUCCAGGAGGGUAUGCUGGCCUCGUGAUUGAUUUGUUUUCUGGUGGAAGAGUUUUGCCACAGUUGCAAGAGGUUGCAACUUGGUUGGAAUUGCAUGCCAAGUUGAUGCCAAAUGGACGUAUCAUGGUGAAUUGCGGGGCUGCUAAUGAUGGCACAUCCAAUUCAGUUCCCCCUGAAGUUUCAUCAAUUGAUGACACCUGGGUACAGAAUUCUACCAUCAGGGCACUAUGCCAAGCAUUUCCUGGACAAGUAAACUGGAAGAAAUUGCAAAAAGAAGAAGGAGACAACUGUCUUGCCCUCACAGGGCCUUUGCCAGAUUUGACUAGAUGGUCUGCUGUUCUCCCAGAUCGGUUGAGCUUGGCUGUCAAGCAAUGGAGGCCUUGUUUCCCUCUAUGACUUUCCCACAGAACCAUCACUAUUUAGUGUUGCCAGCCCUUUUGUAUUCUGUGGCUGUGCAGUCCAAUUUGAGGUCAGCUUGAUGAACCAUCACAGACCACUAGACACAGUUAUUUCUGUGCAGAAAAAUUCCUUUCUUGGAUGGGCGCUUCUGUAACCACAUGGGUUUUAGGAACCGGGCGACAUGGCUUUUUGUGAUUGGUCUAAUAAAUUUAAAUGUUAAAUGUUAAAAA
Molecule: messenger RNA, 1545 nt
Organism: Diospyros lotus (date-plum)
Lineage: Eukaryota; Viridiplantae; Streptophyta; Magnoliopsida; Ericales; Ebenaceae
Exons: 8
Coding region: 257-1312 (351 amino acids)
Source: RefSeq, a predicted model, not a curated record